Ascoidea rubescens DSM 1968 is the source of this 621-nucleotide messenger RNA. It is a transcript of the gene RSM7, whose product is annotated as mitochondrial 37S ribosomal protein uS7m. The transcript has a single exon. The record is from RefSeq and is a predicted model, not a curated record. The annotation marks the transcript as partial. Gene Ontology annotation, molecular function: mRNA binding; structural constituent of ribosome; rRNA binding. Gene Ontology annotation, biological process: translation; ribosomal small subunit assembly. Gene Ontology annotation, cellular component: ribosome. NCBI's taxonomy places the organism in Eukaryota, Fungi, Ascomycota, Saccharomycetes, Ascoideales, Ascoideaceae.
AACCAUCAGAUAGACGACUGGUUGAAGGCCAUACAAGACGUUAGAACAGAGUUCGAUCAAAAUCCUGAGGGCCUAUUCGAGGCUAGUCGUUAUUUCGACUCCAAAGAAGACAAGCCUGUUUUGCCAAAUUUUCCUGACUUCAAGCCCACCCAAGAACAAUGGGACCAAUACAAAACUGUGAAAGAUUUGAGAAUCCCCAUUUUGCAAGAUGAUAUUCUCUCUCAUUGUGUCAAUUUGAUGAUGAGAGAUGGGAAGAAAGAAGUCGCAAGAAGAAACUUGGCCAAGGCUCUUUAUCUCACCAAGUUGACUUUGAAGUUGGAUCCUAUAAGAGUAUUCAAAAAAACAUUAAUAUCACUAGCUCCUCUAGUUACGACCACAACUUUCAAGGAUGGUACUGCUAAGUCAGUGUUAUUACCAAUUCCUUUACCCGAAAAAAAAAGAAGAAGAAUUGCUUUUCUUUGGUUAUUGGAUGGUGCUAGAAAGAGACCUUCUAGAGAUUUCGGGAUCAGAUUGGGUGAAGAAAUUAUAGCAGCUUAUGGUGGUAAAUCUACUGGUUACCAAAGAAGAGCUGAAAUGCACAAAGUAGCUAUUGCCAAUAGAGCUUAUGUCAAGGUUAAAUAA